Rubroshorea leprosula is the source of this 4133-nucleotide messenger RNA. NCBI's taxonomy places the organism in Eukaryota, Viridiplantae, Streptophyta, Magnoliopsida, Malvales, Dipterocarpaceae. The record is from the annotation of a GenBank genome assembly.
UGUGUUUGUGGUGGUGGUGGUGGUGGUGGUGGAUGGAAUUGAGGUUUUUGUUUGGGAUGUGAGGAAAGUGAAAGUUUUAAGAAUAUGAAGGAAUUCUGUGGUGAUCAUACCAGUGUCAAGAGGGUGUAGUUGUCUACUAAGGCUUGCAGGGGAAGCUGACUGUCUUGCUUUGUCUGCAAAGGUGUUGUCUGUUGGCGAAAAAAGCUUUCCCCAGUAGUCAUUUCUCAAACGGUAAAUUGGCUUUGAAAGAGGAAUCUUGGGCAUGCGACUCACGUGCCACUGCAUGCUCAGCUUGCAUGCAUUCUGAACAAGUGGCACCAAUGGGAGUGGAGGUUGGUGUGUUUUUGGGUGAUGCCAGGAAGGAAAAAGAUAGUAACCGUUCCUCCUCUGAUAGUGAUGCCAUUCUGUUGUCUUCUCCUGUUGAUAAUGCUUUCUAUGGAAGACCUCAUACUAGCAGAGAGACUAGUCACCUUCUGAGUGCAUGUUCCAGUCAUGGAUCUUUCUCUGAAAAUGAAGAGAGUGGAGAGACUCUGCGGGAUUCUAACAGCUCUGCUGACAUUCAGAUGAUUUCAAAACCAACCAUCAGUCAAGCUGAUGAGAAUUGUGGUUCUCUUAAGGCAACAAUCUUUCCUGAUAAUUGUGUCUCAAGUCAGCCUGAGAAACAGAGAGAGUCAGAAUGCACAGGAGAUGGCAUCCCUUGUGUCAGUGGAUCAGACUACAUGAAGAUGAAGGUCGAUGGCCACAAGGGUGAUACGUACAGGAAAAUUUUGUCUUGUUGCUCCUCUUCAGAUAAUAGCUUUUCUGAGGUUGAAAAGGUCAUUAAUGAUCAACCUUCUUCCAGUUGCUUGAGUGGUACUCCUUUUGGUAACGCAGAUGCUAAGAACCUGAGGUUGAAUAGUUUUACCAAGGACUCAUUAGGGGAAAUUUUGUGUUGUUCAAAACCAUCUGACUUAUCAGAGAUUUCAUCAAUACGAGAUUCCUGUGCUGGCACUAGUUCACUGAAGGGAGAGCGAUCUGAGUGCUCUGAGGAACAAGUGCAAUCAUCAUUUGCAAGGGAAACCACAUUAAGGAUUCGCAGCCUGAUGGGUGAUGAACACAGCACUACUGGAUCUUUGCGUGUAGAUAAUGGAAAUAAGAGAGAGCAGUUAGCUGAAGCUGCAACAUGUUCAAAUAAGAGAGAGCAGUCAGCUGAAGCUGCAACAUAUUCAAAUAAGAGAGAGCAGUCAGUACUGCAUUUCAGAACUUCUCCUACAGUAGUCAAGGAAGCUGGUAAAGGGGGAACUAUUGUUGGAUCUGUGCCUGCUGACUGUGGUGAUGGAUCUGGCAUUAUAGAGUAUGAUGUAAGGGUUUGUGAUAUAUGUGGCGACGUUGGAAAAGAGGAGUCUCUUGCUAUUUGUAGCAAAUGCAGUGAUGGGGCAGAACACAUUUAUUGCAUGCAAGUCAAGCUGGACAAGGUUCCUAAAGGUGAUUGGAUGUGUGAGGAAUGUACCCUCAGUGAAGAAACUGAAAAACAACAGCGAGUGAAAACUGAUAGAGGAGUUGGACCUCUGAAAAAAUUAUCCUCUAAUGAAAUAAGGCAGAACUCUCAAGGUUCAAAUGCUUUCCAUUUUAGGAAUACUUUGCAAUCUGAUGUCCAAGGAUCAGCAUUUGAGAAAAUCAGAACACAUAAAGUUAGCUCUUCUCGUCCUUCCUCUGCUAAGAGUCCUACAGGCAGUGUGGAAGCUAUCUCUGUGAGAAAGAGGCCUUUUGAAACCAUUGCUAAAUUGCCUAACAAAUUGAGUCAUAGCAGAAAAACAUUAAGAGGCCAACCCUCUGGAACUGAUAUGGAAACUGCACAAAUUCCUAGUACAUCAGCUGGUAAAUCGCCCACAAUGCCAUUGGAAUCUCAGAUGUCAAAGGGAUUUCUUUCCAAAUCAAAGUCUUUCCCCAGUACAAGUGUAAAAGAGAAGGUUCAACCAUCCAGGGAAGGCAGUGGGCUGAAGCAAGAUUUUGCUAGAAGAACUGUGAAAAGUGGCAGUAAGGAAGGAGUUACAAAAAUGAUGUUAAAAUCAUUGUCUUUCAACAAUGCCUUGCCAAAAGGUCAGAAAAAUACAAGUCUUGACUUUAAAAAAUUCCCAUCACAGUUUUCUAGUGGAGGGUAUUUGAAGAGAUUAAGGCAUGCAAAUAAACAGUCUCUUACCAAAACAAAAAUGACAUUGAGUUCAGCUGUCAAUAAUCCUGCUGCAUUAAAGGUUGGUGAGAAAAUUACAGCUCAUGGGAAAACUAGUUUACCAGAGGUCCGCAGGUCCAAUUAUCAAGAUCUGCCAGGUGACAAGAGUCAUUUAAGAUCAAGUAGUUCACUGGAACCGUCUGGUCAACUUGCUAAAAGAGGUUUUCCAACUCAGGAGAGAAAGGGUAGUGUCAAUGAUGUGAGGCAGCCUGUUGACUUUGUGGAAGUAGUGUCUGCCAACAAUGCAAAUCAUUCAAAAGUUUCUGUUCAUUCUGAUGAAAGAGCUUGCCAGAGGGACACAUCCUUGUUUGCACCUUUGAAGGACGUUACUCCUCAGGUUUAUGCUAUUCCAGAGCCUGGUGACAUAUGGAAAGGGAAAUUUGAAAUUUCUAGGGGCAGUAAACUUUCAAUUAAUUGUGAUGGAAUUCAAGCACACCUAUCAAGUCUUGCUUCACAUAAAGUUCUUGAAGUGGUGAAAAAACUUCCUCCAGAACUUCUAUUGGCAAAAGUAACUCGGUCAAGUAUGUGGCCAACUCAGUUCGUAAGAAGUCAGGCCAGAGAAGAUAAUAUUGCUCUCUAUUUUUUUCCAGAAGAUCUUGCAAGUUAUAACAGAAGCUACAAGACCUUGGUUGACAGUAUGGUUAAGAAUGAUUUCUGCCUUAAGGGGAAUUUUGGUGGGUUUGACUUGUUAAUAUUCUCUUCUAACCUGCUUCCUGAGAAAGCUCAGCGUUGGAAUAAGUUGUUGUUUUUAUGGGGUGUGUUUAGAGGAAAGAAGAUUAUUUGUUCAGACAAAUUGCCAAGUCAGAAGCCUUGCACUUCUAGCUUGAAAGAGGAGCAGCUUAACCAUGGUACAAUAACUCCUUCCAUUUCUGCUUCCAGGAAUCUGUUUUCAUCAGGACAGUCAAGUGAAAGUUUUUCUGAUAAUGCACAACAAAUAUUAAGCCCAACCACUUCAAUGAACAUGCAAGCUGAUACCUCUGGAAGAAUGGUUGAAUUUUGUAAAACCGAAGUAUCUCCUGCCGAACAGAAGUUUAUGGAUUUGCAAACAACUACUGAUCAACAGUUGGACCUAGUUGACACUCAAAAGAAAAUUGAGUUGUCUGGUGACUUACCUCUCUCUGAUUCUGCUCAGCGAGCAGAAUCAAAUUCCAAGAAAAGAUAUGAAAUUGAUCUCAACCUUUCUUUUGAAGAAAAUGACGACAGUUUGAAUAUGGAGGACAAACAUCUCUGCAAGAGACUAAAGCCUUCUAUUGGUGGAAUGGGCGAAUCUAAUAUUUUCAGGGAUGUAAAUAACUCGAGUUAUAGAUUUUGUUCUCUGACAGAUGGCCAAGGUUCUCAUAUUUCUGGUGAGCUUCACAAGUCUGAUGAAGCUAACAAUAUGUCCAUAUCUUCUGCCAGCUUGGAUUUAGGAGUCAAUCAGAGUACGUUUGGAUCCAUGCUGCAGCAACAGGUUCUUUCAAGACAGAAUGAGCAUCAGUUGCAAGCUGUGAUUCCGAAUCUUGAUCUCUCACUCGGGUUCCCAAAGCAGGAAAAUAUCCCUGCAAAUGAACCGGAAGUAUCUCUUACUCUUUCACUUGCAUUACCAUCAACCUCAAAUCCACUCUGGAAAUGAAGUUGCUGCUACCUGGGUCUGGGAGGUGAGAGGUCUCUUUUUUUUAUGGUCUUUUAAAGCCAUACAGGUUUUCAAAGGUGACAUGUAAAUAGGUAAGGGAUAGUCUCUAAUAAUGAUUCACAGAAUGAUAGUUUUCAUUUUCUAAACUAUAGAGAUGAAGGUUUAGUUUAGACAGCUACAAAGUUUCAUCAUAAAGAGUCUUUUUACCCCAUUACUUGUUUAUGCAUCUAUAUUUUCUUCUUUCUUUUUUGGAUUUUUUUAACAUAUAUAUUCGAAUACACGAUCCAUCAAAAAUAUAGGAUUUUUUGUUUC